AUGCCGGCGACGUGUCCGGCCCCGCGGGGCAUGCUGAAGGCGAGCACGAACCGCGUGCGAGCCUCGGCUGCCCUCGCGACGCACUCGAUGUGGACGGACAUCAUCGGGCAGUCGGAACUGGCAGACUACCAAGGGGCCAACGACCAGGUCGAGAAGGCCAUCAACGCGCCGGACAAGUUCGCGGGCAAGAAGAAGCAUGAGGCGAGGAAGGCGGCCGCGGCGGAGCUGCUGGAGAAGACGGGGGCGUUUGGCACCGGAAUGUCGCUCGACGACAUCCUGGCCACAGCCAAGGCGAAGGGCGCGGUCGGACAGGGCGUGCGUGGGGCGUGCAAGAAGUGCGGACAGGUGGGACACCUCACCAAGGACUGCAAGAACUUCCUGUCCGACUGGUUCAAGGAGGAGCAGGAGGCGCGGGCGGCGGCGGAGCUCGAGGCGGAGCGCAAGGCCAAGGGCCUCGACGGUGUGCUGGAGGGUCUCCAGAAGGCGAACGGUGGCCCGGCGCGUUCGGACAGCUUCAGCGACCUCAGCCUGUCGUCGUCGGACGACGACAGCGACAGCAGCCGCGACCGGCGGCGCCGGCAUCGCAGCCGGAGCCGGAGCCGCAAGAGCGACCGGAAGGACCGGAAGCGCAGCCGGAGCGAGAAGAAGUCGAAGAAGAGCCGGAAGGACCGCGAGCGGAGCCACAAGCGCAGCCGCAGCGACAAGGAGCGCCGGCACAAGUCUUCGAAACGUCGCAGGUCGCGCUCCGCGUCGCCGGAGCGGCGCCGGGACCGCGACGACAAGCGCAGGGACCGCGAGAGGAAGGACCGGCGGCGGUCGCGGUCCCCGCGGCGCGACCGGUAG
Molecule: messenger RNA, 843 nt
Organism: Pedinophyceae sp. YPF-701
Lineage: Eukaryota; Viridiplantae; Chlorophyta; Pedinophyceae
Source: the annotation of a GenBank genome assembly